CUCCGCUCAUGUGAAGCGCUGUUUCAUACGUCCAGUGAUGCCUCUGCAGCCCGCAGACGGAGCGAUACAGGAAGAUACUCCAGUGUAUGGGACCUUACCAUCCAAGUGACGUCCUAUAUGAUAAAUCCCGACUUGUUACAUCCUCAAGGCAAAGCAGCAAUUUCGGCGACAUUCACAGGAUUACUCUGGAGACGCUUCUCGGACGGCCUGCGUUGACAAGGUGGAGAAAUGUGCACGCACGGAGGACGAGGAGCCUGGAAUUAAGCACAGGAGAGAAAAGAUGCCAAAGAUGAGACAAUAAGAAGAGCUAGUUUUGGGGCCUGUGCAGACUUCCCGCGGCAGCAGUUGGAUGUGCACGUGGAUCCGGCCACGAUGACGAUGAAAGGCCUGUCCAGCAGCCGUAGUCACCACCAUGGGGUGACCUGCGACCCCUCUUACGACUCCAUGACCCUGGGGCACUCGGACCGUCGGUCCUACUUCCUCAACCCUGGGGAGGCUCAUUCUGCUGAUCACCCCUGCCUCACCCAGCGCAACUCCUUCCAGUCUGAGUGCACUACCUACCCUGACCUGGCAAGCUGCACCUUCCCUCGCAGACAUUACAGCUCUCACCACGAGCUGAAGGAGGAGUGUGGUGCUGUGGUGCCUUAUACAGGGCCACCAGGGAGCAGUAAGGGAAGUGGAGGAGGUGGUGGAAACAACAACAACCGCAUCCCCUCUAAUCUCUUAGAGCAGUUUGAACGGCAGGCACCAGUGCGGCGUGAGGGCUACCACACACUGCAGUACAAGCGCACUGCAGUGGAACACCAACGCAGUGACAGUCCUGGUCGAAUCCGCCACCUUGUUCACUCUGUCCAGAAGCUUUUCACCAAGUCCCACUCCCUGGAGGGGCCCUCAGGGGCUGGUGGAGGAGGGAGCGGGAGGAUGAACGGCAGCAAAUCCAGUCCUGAUGACCCACCCUCCUCCUCUGGCACCCUGAAGCACAGUAAGCGCAGUAAGAGCAAAGACCGCUCCAAGUCGGAGCCUAAGAUGCGCACUGCCAUCUCAGGCUACUGGAGCUCAGAUGACACGCUCGACAGGGAGGUGUGCCUCUACCACCAUCACCACGGGGGCAGCAGUGGAGGCCUGCCUUCGGGAGUCAUGACAAUGGGGCGCCACCCGGAUAAAUCUCAGUCGCAGUACUUCAUGGAGUCUUACAACACCAUCAGCGCCCACUCUCUCAAGACAUCACGCAGCAACAACGAUGUGAAGUGCUCGACAUGCUCCGGGAGCAGCAGCGGAGCCAUGCCGUUGGUGAGCGCCCUGGAUAGUCAAGUGCAGCUGAAGAAGAGCUCGUGGUCAUCUACUCUGACGGUGAGCAGAGCAAGAGAGGUCUACCAGAAGGCCUCAGUCAACCUAGAUAAAGCUCUAGUGAAAGCCGAGCAGGGACGCACCUGCCACUUCCUACAGGUGCCUCAGGAUGACUGGAGCGGUUUCUCUCCGCUGGGGAAAGAUGAUGAGAUCCCGUGCCGGCGGAUGCGCAGUGGCAGCUACAUCAAGGCCAUGGCAGAGGAAGACAGCGGCGACUCGGACUGCAGCCCGAAACCUUCACCCAAAGUUCAGGCGCGGCGAGCCAGCUACCUGAAGGCCACACAGCCAUCCCUCACAGAGAUGACCACACUCAAGAUCUCCACAGAGCAUUCGCCCAAGCUGCAGAUCCGGAGUCACAGCUACCUGCGGGCGGUGAGUGAGGUUUCCAUCAAUAGGAGUCUGGACAGCUUGGACCCGGCAGGGCUGCUGGCCUCGCCUAAAUUCCGCUCGCGAAACGAGAGCUACAUGAGAGCCAUGAGCACCAUCAGCCAGGUGAGCGAGGUGGAGGUGAACGGGCAGAUUGAGGCAGUGUGUGAGUCAGUGUUCAGUGAGAUGGAGUCGCAGGCGGUGGAUGCACUGGACCUGCCCAUGCCUGGCUGCUUCCGCAUGCGGAGCCACAGCUACGUGCGUGCCAUAGAGAAAGGCUGCUCUCAGGAAGAGGAGGAGGGAGGCGUCACGGUGGCCAUCAGGAGGACCAACUCGCCCCCGCGCACCACCACCACUGUUAGAACCAUCCAGAGCAGCACAGUGUCAUCAUGCAUCACCACCUACAAGAAGACACCACCCCCAGUCCCACCACGGACCACCCCGUCCAAACCUUUCAUAUCCAUCACGGCACAGAGCAGCACCGAGUCAGCUCAGGAUGCCUACAUGGACGGGGGCUCCGGCCCCCGGACGGGCAUCAGCUCCCAGCCGGGCCUGUCCAACUCCACGGAGAGCAUCGACAGCAUGAAGGCCCUGACAGCAGCCAUCGAGGCGGCUAACGCUCAGGUGCACGGCCCCGCCAGCCAGCACGUCACCAACAGCACCAUCACCAUCACUGCCACCGCCACCACCUCUGCCGUAGCGCACGUGUCCGCAGACAGCAAAGCGCAGAGGGAAGCGCUCCGCAAGUGCCUCUCCAUAGGGAUCCAGGUGGACCCAGAGGAAGGAGGGCCGACGGAGGAGCAGUCUAAAUUCCAGUCAAUAGGAAUUCAGGUGGAGGAUGAGCGAUGUUACCGCAGGAUGACCCGCUCCAAUAGCGUAACCACGGCGGUGCAGGCCGACCUUGACGACCCCACAGAUGCCCCAGAGCUGCCACCGCGUCACUGUGCCACCAUGCCGCGCCAGCACUCCCGGGACGCCGCCUCUUCUACCGUCAGCAUCCAGGGCUCUGGUAACCACUACCACGCCUGUGCCGCUGACGACUACGGGGAGGUGGGGUUCGACCCUUCGAUCCUGCCCCCUCCAGACCCAUGGAUGGACAGCGUGGCUGAACCAGAGGGGGAGGCUCUGGAGGCUGUGGGACGAUCGGUGUGCCCCCGUGACGGCCGCUGGUUCCUCAAGUUGUUGCAGGCCGAGACGGAGCGUAUGGAAGGAUGGUGUCGACAGAUGGAGCAGGAUGAGGUGGAGAAUGAGCUGCCUGAUGAGAUCCUGGGGAAAAUACGCAGUGCAGUGGGGAGUGCCCAGCUGCUGAUGUCCCAGAAGUUCCAGCAGUUCCGGGAGCUGUGUGAGGAGAAUCUGAACCCAAAUGCACACCCAAGGCCCAUCUCCCAGGACCUGGCAGGUUUCUGGGACAUGCUCCAGCUGUCUAUCGAGAACAUUAGCCUGAAGUUUGAUGAACUCCACCAACUCAAAGCCAACAACUGGAAACCUCUGACCCCACCAGAAAUUCAGGAGAGAAGGAUGCCCCCUCCCGUGCCAAAGAAGCCCCUGAAGGGCCACCACCCUCCCCUGGCUAGGGACCGCUCGCUGGAGAGCUCUGAGCGCCAGCGUCUGGAGGCUCGCAAGCGCCUGCUAGCUGCCAAACGUGCCGCGUCGGUUCGGCAGAGCUCUGCCACCGAGAGUGCAGACAGUAUUGAGAUCUAUAUCCCAGAGGCUCAGACCAGACUAUGAGACAAAUGCAUGUACCCACACACAUGCCCAAUACACUGUCCCAUACACACUAUAGCACUGAAUGGUAAGGCUAGGGUGCUAACAUGACAUAAUCACAUUUUUUGCAGACUUCCCAGAUCACUGUGGGGUUAGUCACAAUGACAGAAGAACAAGUAAUGUACAUUUUCAGUAUUUAUUUAUUUAUUUAUCUAUCUAUCACCCUUCCCCUCCCUUAUUUCCUUCUCCCAGCUUUGAUGUAGCAGUCCCUCCUCCUGUACCUCCACCCACCCCUCAAUGUCAAACAAGUAUCUUAUGAAUCUCUUUUUUUAAAGUGGCCUAAUAGUACAAAGUUAGCCAGGUGUAGCACAGCAGUGAUGCUUCACUUUAUUAUGUUUCAAGUGCUGAGAAUGGGAGGCAAACAGGGAGGGAGCGUGCAUAUAUUUGAUCUGAUCUGCUCAGAUCAAGUGUAUCAAAUCAAACAGAGAGACCAGACCUAAUGACUUGUGUUUUAUUUUUGUAUUCGUAUAAAAUCCCAUGAUCUGAUUCUAAAAUUAACAUAAGCUGGAAAGUUUUUGAUUUGUUUGAUGAGGUCACACAUUAGAAAAUAAUGGUGAAAAGACCAGACAAGGAAACUCUAGUGUCAGUUAGCGACACAAUUCGCCCUCUGUUUGGAAAUAGGUCUUUCCAGCAGCAAGAGGCAGACUGUCGCAGGAAAGGUCAAGAGGUCAGAUUUAGCUCCUCCAGUCGAGGCAAAGUGGCUGUUGAGCCAGGAGCAGGUUUUGUGGUUCGGCAAAGAGUGCGAUUCACUGAGAAAACUCACUGUUCAGAAAUGCCACAAACCUAAUCUGUGUGUGUAAGUGAGAGAAAGAGAGUGUGUGUGUGUGUGUGUGUGUGUGUGUGUGUGUGUGUGUGUGUGUGUGUGUGUGUGUGUGUGUGUGUGUGUAUUCAGAUGUUCAUUUCAAAAGUGCUUCCUAUUUUUAUAGGUCUAAAGGGUCCUAGCUGUAAUUGAAGAUUAAGGUAGCAGUAUCAAGAAACUGUAAACAAACCACCCGUCUUGACUCAUUUUGAACUGAGCAAAACACGUUUGUAUAAAGAACAUACAGUGUAACAACAUGACGUGCAUGCUGACACAAGGUUACUGAUAUUUUUUGUCUUUUUUAAACAGGUUAAAUCCUUUCUCAUGUUGCGUUCAAACUCUUCGGUGUUACAGGCGAUGCUAAAAUACUGAUAUUUGGUACAAUACUGGUAGUUGUACUAUAUUUUAUUAUGUCAUUUUUAGACAAGAGAGGUUUAUUGACAGUAUUGAGACUAAAGGACUGAAAAGGGACUAUUUUCUCCUCACUGUGUGUGCACUAUCUCUGCCUCCAAAUGAAGCAAUUAUUUGAAGGUCAUACAAAAAAAAAUCCAAUUUGUAAUAUUUUGUAUUCAUGUUUAAUUUAUUGAUUAGGAGAACAAUGACUGUUUAUUGACAUUGUGAUUAUUAUUAUGCACUGACAACAAGGCCCUUAUACUGUGUUUAUGUUUUGUUUCUGUUGGUUCUUUAGCAUGACAGGCACCUUUUUUUCGUCUCUUCUGUUUCAGUGAUCAGCCUUAAUUUCUAAUAUGAUAGUUGAGCACAACAGCAGUCUCAGGGGAAGAAGUGUGCGUGCGUGCAUGUGUGUGAGAGAGUGCGUGGCUGACUUCAUGUGACUUUAUGUGACCCAUGGCUUUGUCACUUACUGUACAUAACCCCCAGUCACUGGGAUAGGCCAUGAUCUCGAACAAGGGAGAAGUAUCCAUGCCAUUUUUUUAAAAAAUGAUGUUCCUGUUGAACAUCUCAGCCCUAAUUACUUCAAUGUAACAAGGUAUUUCUGUCAGCUGCUUGAAUGUGGAGACAAUCCUGAGCCAGUUUACCGUCACAUAAUUGUUUUGAUGAGAGAAUAGCAGUUCUCUUUAUUGACCUGACAACGUUUUGUGCCAUUGGAUAACUAUAGGUAAGGAUAUAUUCCUGCUAUUUGUCCCUAUUGAACGGAAGUUUUCGUUGAGAGGUGUUUGUGAAGGAACUCAAGUGAUGAAGUAACCGUACAGUAUGAUUUGUAUUUCCUUUAGUCGGUCGAUAUGAAGUUUAGAGAGGAUGCUUAAAAGUAACAAUAGUUCAAACUUAACGCCAUUUUCUGUAGAUGAAGCUCAUUUUAGUAUUUUUUACUUUGGAACUUGUAUUUGAAUUGAAUUGUCUGUCAAAUGAUUGACUUCUUAUUUAUGUUUAUUAUAUUAACAUAUCAAUAUAACACUCCUGGUAUAGCAGGGAGUUAGAAACCAGAAUGUUGGAUUGUGGUUAGUCGCUAAACUCAAAAGACACUCCAGCAAUCCUGGCAAUUCUGAAGCUUGUGAUGUAGUUAUAUUAAGAGAUCAAAUAAACAUUUGUACAUAAAUGAAUGUUUCCCUAUGUAAAUGUAAACUAAAAAAACCCAAUCAAAUACCAUAUUACGCAGAUAUACAUUUUGUAAUUAAUGUUAUUACACUGUUGAUGUUAUGGCACGUGUAUGAGCGCUUAUCAGCAUUAAAAAAAAAUAUAUAUCAUUGCCAUAA
This is a messenger RNA of Epinephelus fuscoguttatus (brown-marbled grouper), 5988 nucleotides long. RefSeq names its product discs, large (Drosophila) homolog-associated protein 1b (gene dlgap1b). Gene Ontology annotation, molecular function: molecular adaptor activity. Lineage: Eukaryota; Metazoa; Chordata; Actinopteri; Perciformes; Serranidae. The coding region runs from base 373 to 3441 and encodes 1022 amino acids. The record is from RefSeq and is a predicted model, not a curated record. The transcript is spliced from 12 exons. Gene Ontology annotation, cellular component: glutamatergic synapse; postsynaptic specialization. Gene Ontology annotation, biological process: signaling.